GUCAUCUCCUGUACUGUGUCCGCAGUCUCUGGUCAUCCCCUGUACUGUGUCUGCAGUCUCUGGUCAUCCCCUGUACUGUGUCCGCAGUCUCUGGUCAUCCCCUGUACUGUGUCCGCAGUCUCUGGUCAUCCCCUGUACUGUGUCCGCAGUCUCUGGUCAUCCCCUGUACUGUGUCCGCAAUCUCUGGUCAUCCCCUGCACUGUCUGCAGUCUCUGGUCAUCUGUACUAUGUCCCUGGUAUUUUCCCUGUACUGUGUCUGCAGUCUCUGGUCAUCUCCUGUACUGUGUCCGCAGU
Messenger RNA from Staurois parvus, 294 nucleotides. The record is from the annotation of a GenBank genome assembly. NCBI's taxonomy places the organism in Eukaryota, Metazoa, Chordata, Amphibia, Anura, Ranidae.